Tigriopus californicus is the source of this 6713-nucleotide messenger RNA. RefSeq names its product tyrosine-protein kinase Abl-like (gene Abl). The transcript has 6 exons. Gene Ontology annotation, biological process: protein phosphorylation. Gene Ontology annotation, molecular function: protein binding; ATP binding; non-membrane spanning protein tyrosine kinase activity. NCBI's taxonomy places the organism in Eukaryota, Metazoa, Arthropoda, Copepoda, Harpacticoida, Harpacticidae. The record is from RefSeq and is a predicted model, not a curated record. The coding region runs from base 678 to 5684 and encodes 1668 amino acids.
AUCGUCGUUGUUCUGGAUUCUGGAGUUCUGGACUAAAGGGACUAAAAGACAGGAGCAGAGCUCGACUCGAUCGAAUCUGGACAUCUGAACUGGAGGUGUGGCGCCUCUCCACGUCCUAGACGACAAUCCCCAGGAUCAAGUGCCAUCCAAUACGGCUCACGGCCUGAAAAAGUCUGACAUCGGCUCGGUCUUGCGCUCUUUUUCCCUCCCUGGAUUGAUGUCCGGGUGGGCGAGAGGAGGGAACCCUCCCAUCCAUGUCCUGCCCAUCCCCCCGAUCCCUCAGCCGCCACCCAACCCCUGGUCUCUGUCGGAUUUGAUCGAUGAUCCCUCCAUGGACAUGAAGAGUCGCCCGUGAACGUCUGGCCGCCAAUCCGAGCCGUGAUCAGCUGGACGGGCUGGCUGGAAACGGGGUUGAUCGCUGGGGCUGUGUUUAACCCAGUUCACCCCGGCCAGCAGAGGCCAGACCAACGCCCACUGACUGACUGAGAUAGCGGGCCAAUAGUCAGCCAGUCAGCCGGGUGGGUCCCAAUCUACACCGGAUCUAUUCCGCAGACCGGUUGGGUCCGGCCCAGUGACUUCCGGCUUGAGAAGAUGAGGUCAGUUUGGGCCUGAAACCCUCGGGGCCGUCGUGUAGCCCCCGGUCUGGGGCUGGUCCCGCCCGCCGUGCCGACGCCCUCAUGGGCGCCCAACCCGGCAAAGAGGCCCGACCGGCCUCGGCUCAGGGCGGUAUAGUGGCCACGGGUGGACCCGGCGCCCCUUUGCCGCCCACACCUGGCUGGCCCGCUGGAACCGAAUUGUCCGGCUCGGCUGGUCCUUUAAAAAGCCGGAAGAACGCCGGGGGCCGGGUGGGGGCUGGGCCCAGUGGUACCCGCUAUCCCGGCGGCAGCGGUGGGUCCGCGUCCCUCCGCUCGGGCCCGCCGGCCGGCCCAGGCAGUGGCUAUGGCGGUUUGAUGCCGGGGCCCGAAGACGGGAGCGUGGGUUUGAGCCCUUUGCCCCUGAUGAGUCAACGACACGCCCCGGCCACUCCGGAAGGCAUGCUGAAGCAUCGCCCUUUGCCCGAGAUCCCACCCGACGAAAUGAGUGUCCGCGAUAGCGGAUCCGCCGGGGGCGGCUACUCCUUGGACGGCUCCAUGCGUUGGACCAGUCGCGAGAACUUGCUCAUAUCCGCCACCGACGAAGACCCUCAGCUCUUUGUGGCUCUCUAUGAUUUCCAAUCCGGCGGCGAGAAUCAACUCUCGCUCAAGAAAGGCGAGCAAAUCCGAAUCCUCGGCCACAACAAAUCGGGCGAAUGGUGCGAGGCCCAUUCGGCCUCAGGCUGCGUAGGCUGGGUGCCCACCAACUAUGUGACGCCCGUGAACUCGCUCGAGAAACAUUCCUGGUACCACGGGCCGAUCUCGCGGAACGCCGCCGAGUAUCUCCUGUCUUCGGGGAUCAACGGGUCGUUCUUGGUGCGUGAGAGCGAGUCUUCCCCCGGUCAGCGGUCCAUCAGUCUGCGCUACGAAGGCCGUGUGUACCACUACCGCAUCCAGCAGAGCGAGGACGCGGCCUUUUUCGUAACGGCGGAAUCGCGCUUCCGUACCUUGGCCGAGCUGGUUCACCACCAUUCCAUGCACGCGGAUGGACUCAUCACGCAAUUGUUGUACCCGGCCCCGAAGCGGGAUAAGCCCGCCCUGUUUGCAUUUAGUCCCGAGACCGACGAGUGGGAAAUGGAUCGGACGGACAUUGUGAUGAAACAUAAAUUGGGCGGCGGCCAAUAUGGCGACGUGUAUGAGGCCGUUUGGAAGCGAUACAACGUCACGAUUGCGGUGAAAACCUUACGGGAGGACACCAUGAAGUUGUCCGAUUUCUUGGAGGAGGCGGCCAUCAUGAAGGAGAUGAAACACCCCAAUCUGGUCCAACUGCUAGGGGUCUGCACCCGUGAGCCCCCGUUCUAUAUUGUCACGGAGUUCAUGUCCAGGGGGAAUCUCCUAGACUACUUGAGGAACGCCAAUCGCCUCGAGGUCACCGAGGUCGUCCUCAUGUACAUGGCCACGCAAAUUGCCGCGGCCAUGAGCUACUUAGAGUCGCGCAACUUCAUCCAUCGCGAUCUGGCCGCGCGCAAUUGCCUCGUGGGUGAAAACCACGUGGUGAAAGUGGCGGAUUUCGGCCUGGCUCGCCUCAUUCGCGACGACACGUACACGGCCCAUCCCGGAGCCAAAUUCCCCAUCAAGUGGACGGCACCCGAGGGUCUGGCCUACAACAAGUUCACCACCAAAUCUGACGUCUGGGCGUUUGGCAUCCUGCUGUGGGAAAUUGCCACCUACGGCAUGUCACCUUAUCCCGGAGUGGAACUCACUGACGUGUACCAGCUCUUGGAGUCGGGCUAUCGCAUGGAAUGCCCUCCCGGGUGUCCCAGCCGCGUGUACGAGCUUAUGCACAAAUGCUGGAAUUGGGAGCCCGACCAUCGGCCCACCUUCCUGGACAUCCAUUACUCGAUGGAGAACAUGUUUCAGGAAUCCUCCAUCACUGACGAAGUAGAGAGGCAAUUGGUCCACGGGGGCGGGAGCGGCUUGAGUGGCGGAAUGUCCACCCCUCAGCUACCCAACAAAAAGGCGCGAACUGGAUCCUCGUCCUCGGCCAAACAGAGCAUCCCGGAUUUUGAGAUGCCCUUGCCUGCGGGCUCACCCCGGACCGGAUCUGCUCACGCCAUGGAGCCCGAGGCUCCCAUGUCCUCCACACCCAUGCUGUCUACAUUUGGAGGGGGUUCCUCGCUCCAACGAGGUCCCCCGCCCACCAAGAACAGCACGGUGAACAGUUCGCAAACCAACGAACCCCUGAUGUCCUCUCAGGGCAUUUUGAGCACCAAAAGUACCGUGGUUCAAUUAAGGCGGAACACGAACAAGAAGGGCCGACAAGCUCCCACGCCUCCACGAAGGACUAGCUCAUUUCGGGAUAGCACCUUCACCGAUGGUGAUCCCGAGGGUUCCGACAUGGAUCCGAACGGAUAUCACCGUGAUUUAUCAACCUUGGCCAGCCAAGAAUACGACGAGAGCGAAGAAGAUCAAUUGGAGGCGCAAAACCAAAUGGGCGUAUCCACCUUCGCCCCUAGGGUUUCGAAUAAUCCACCUCAACAGCAGCAGCAGCAACAACAACAACAACAACAUCAACAAUUCCGACGUGCCAAUAACCGAAGUCUGGAAUCCUACCGCCAACACCAGGAGCGAUCCAGGGCCAAACCUAGUAGCCACAGUAGCAGCAAGCCGCAAUCCCCCAAGGACAACAGCUCGUCCUCCGGAUCCCCUCGAUCUUUGGCCCAUCACCAACGUAACAGAAAGGACAUCCAGGUGGGUGCCCUAGACGAGCACAAUCUGAAGAGGGCGGUCCAUCGCUACGGCACUUUGCCCAAAGGUGCGCGAAUCGGAGCCUAUCUUGAGUCGUUGCGUCAAUCCGGAAUGACCCCGGAGCCCGUGGUGGAACAGGGUGUGGAAUCCGAUUCCGUGUUGGAAAACCGAAGUCUGAUCGACGGUGGCGACAACAGUCUCGAGCGAAUCGCUCACAAUGCUCAGAUGUUGCGAUCCAAUUCCUCCCAUGGGGGAUUCAGCUCUGCCAAUCGGGCUUCGCCUAAUCCCCGACCAAGUGGCUCCAUUGGGCCUCGUCGUCCAGGUGACUCGACCUCCCCUCUGCGAGGAGCCACAGCUGAAGGGCUAGACUCUUUGUAUCACCCAGGAGAGGUGGCCAGCCCGCCCGAUGGGAGGGAACGCCCGCGACCGUCGCCUCGCUCUAAACGGAAGGAUUCGAACAAAGAGAACUUGCCCGAUAAAUUCGAGAAAGGGGUCAUUUCGUCGGAAUCCGAGAGCGAGAUGAUUCCUCCGCCGACAAAAAGCUCCAUAUCACCCAUUUCCGAAGCCAGAACCUGGGAGAGCCCCAUAGUGGGCAGUUUGUCUAGCUCGGGCUCGGCGGCAUUUGAGAGUGAAGGCCGCAUGAAUCGAUCCACAUUUAAGCCUCACCCCGGGGACAAUCCGGAACACAUGAAGUCCCUCAAAGGUGCCUUGGGCCUCAAACUGGCCGACGAGCUGCGGACUGCCCAUGACAAUAAGCCAAAGAUGCAAAACGGUCAGAAGAAAGCGUCCUCCUCCAGGCCCGCCUCUAAGGGUGAACCCAAUACAUUGCUGAACAACCCGGAAAACGGCUCUCAUCAUCCUGCUACUCAACUGGUCUCCGAACUCUCCGAAUCUCUGCGAUCUCGUGCCAAGAGUCCCAUCCCGCCUGAGCGGAAAAGUCAUAAGGUCAGUAAUAAUCCUCAUACCCAAAGCAGCUCGGCCGAAAAACCGGGCUCUGCCUCCUCUUCAUCAUUGCCAACCCAAACUCAAACUGGGUUUGGCGUCGGAUCAGCUCCAUCUCCUUCUCCUCCUCCUCCUCCUGCCCACGAGAUCGACUUCAAGGCCAAUUUGCGAAAGGUCAAACGCGGAGAGGACCCCAAUAGGAAAGAGGCUGUGUCCAAGACGGACUCGCACGAGGUGGAUUUCAAGUCCAACUUGAAAAAGGCCAAGCCCACCGAAUUGGCCCCUACUCCCACAGCCGAGGACUCGGCCGCCAAAGGCAUCGUCGACUUCAAAGCCCGAUUGAAGAAGGCGAACACUUCCCACGAAGCAAAGGCUCCCAAUGCACUUGAUCAUGCGUCCCCAGAAUCAGAUCCCAUGGACUUAAAGGCGAGGCUGAGAAAGGUAUCUGGGCCCAAAACUGCCCCUCCCAGUCAUAGCAGUGUGGGCUGCACCUCGGCAACCCCUCCCGCGCCUAAUAAAUCCGACGAGAUGGCCAGUUUGAAGGAAGCUCCGGAAGACGACCCCGAGCCCCACGACGAUCCCACCAAUGAAGACAAGCGCAAGAGCACCGGCUCAAUUUCAUCCCUGCGGAAGAUGUGGGAGUCUUCGGAGCAAUCCUCUGGUCGGAAGAAGUCCUCGCCCACCAACGAGUCCCACAAUCCGGCGGGGUCGCCCACAUCCGCCGAUGGCAAUGAAAAGACCACCGUCAAGUUUGAGAAGCGGGUGUGGCCUCCAGUGCCCAGCACCGAGACCGAGAAACCCAUGGUCCCUGUCAAACCCACCAUGAAGCCUACCUUGGCCCCGCCCACCACCAAGCCACCCAAGGAGCCGGGUGUGAAGCCCCCGCCUAAACCGGCCGCGAAACCCACCUUAUGCAACAACAUCUACGCCGCCCCUUCCACCGUCACAAGACCCAAGCCCAGUGUGGCCCACAAGCCCGUCGUGUUGGGGCGCAAUGCUACUGCCGCCGCCACGUCCACGGGUUCAUCUACUUCCGGGGCAGCUGCAAGCGCGACGUUGCCCUCGUCCUCGGGAGCGCAGAUGGGUGGAUCGUCGAAUUCGGGUUUGGGGAGCGAUCGGGAAUCCCUGCUUGAAUUGUCGGUCACGUUAGGCGGGAAACUGUCCACGGCCAAACGCGACUCUCCGCUCACGUCGAGCACCCUUAAGCAGCUGAAUACGCAAGUGGGCACAUUUCAUUCCUCGUGUGCCAAUUACUUGGAUCAAGUGCCCGCCACAGGGCGGUUCCGCUAUCGGUCUCUGUUAAACAAGCUGGAGGAACAGUCUCGCGAGCUGCAAGACCUUCAAGCUUCCGGCACCAAUACCCAAAUAGUCAAUGAUAUUCAAACCACAGUCAGAGAUUUGGUCACAGUCAUCCAGCGAUAACAAGCUGUUCCUCCUUGUCCUAUUACUAUUUAUUGUCGGUCCAUCUUCUGAUGGCGUCUUGCCCGUGUUCUGAGCCGUCGUACAUACCUGAUCAGGCACACCCCAUGGCACCCUGAUGGCACCUUCAUUGCGCUGUCAUGUGGUACAUUGUCAUGGUCAAGGGGUCCGCAGACAUUUCCGCCUAUGUACAUACCUACUUCAUGACACUAUUUGUAGAUGGUCGAUUUUCUCCCGAAUUGGACACUUUUCACCAUUGGGGAGCCGACUCAACUGCCAGUCAUCCAGAAUCCCUCUUCCCAUGGCCUACUUGAACUUGGGAGGAAAUGACGUCUGCGUGGGUGGUGGCUGCUAUUUCAUCCUGAAGUUACUUCUAGUCUCGUUUUUCAACACACCACGCCCACCCGCCCCCCUUGUCAUUUUCGUCUUUUCUCAAGUUUCGCUCCGCCACAUUUUAACACCUUGAUUUUACGAAAGGGCUCAAUAUCCUACGCGUUUUUUUGUCGUCCUUGCCUGUCAAAAUUUGAUUAUUUUUGCAUUUCGUUGUUACGUCUUUGCGCUUAUUUGUGUUCAAAUGACCAUUGUGAUUAUUUUUUUACUUUUAUCUUCGCACCUUUUCCAUUCAAAACCGUCGAGAUCUUGCCUAAGGAAUGACGAUUGAUGUACUCAAUGCAUUAUAAAAAAGUGAGAUUUGGGGGUGAAGCGAAAUACUCGGAUGAUUCCAAUCCAAAUCAUUUAUUUCAACCAUCCAAUGCCCCCAAGAUAUAUCAACAUAACCACCGGUUGAGAACCAUCCUUGAUUCCAUGAUGUAUCCGAAAAGCAGGACUGGCCUUGAAGAUGGUUCGGCUGGUUCAAAGCUGUCCAUUCAAACACACCCAGCAAUAGUUUACCGCUAAACUUCCCAUCCUUACCUUUCGUUGUCGAUACCUAUUCCGUGAUCAAUGUACGAUUCAACUCUCGCAUCAGAACGAGCAGAGGGAUGAAAGUAGCGCCAUGUUCAUACGCCAAAUAAAAACCAUGAUGAAUAACCA